Enterobius vermicularis (human pinworm) is the source of this 1926-nucleotide messenger RNA. Lineage: Eukaryota; Metazoa; Nematoda; Chromadorea; Rhabditida; Oxyuridae. The record is from the annotation of a GenBank genome assembly.
AUGAAAAAAUUUGUUUUUUUUUUUUGGAGUUAUAAUUUUAAUCGGCAUUUGCAGAAUUACAUUUAUUCACUUGUGUAUCCAUUACGGCCGAUGCACCUCACGUCACUUUUACUGAUCGUAACUGCAGUUUAUUACAAAUGUUUCCUUCGCGCUUUGUUACCAAUCUCCUCCAGUUCAGUCGCUUAUUCAGUGAUCUUCACAAUAUGCUACCUACCGCUCUGGUUGUUUCGCUGUUUCUUGAAAUAUUUCUUUUUUAGCUACAAGGGAUUUCUGUUCGAAAAACCUACAGAUCUUUCAUUUACAACCAAACUUUGGGGCGUAACGAUUUUUCCACCACCUAAGCUGUGCUCCUGUGAACCACUGCUACCGCAUCUUCCAGUUCCUCAACUUCGAGAUACUGUUCAGAAAUAUUUAGACAGCAUUCAGCCGAUUAUAGAUAAGACAUCGAAAUUGGCUGAACAGUUCUUGGCAAGAGAGGGUAAAUGGUUACAAUGGAUUACAAAAAUUUAUUCGUUGUUUGUUAGCAACUACGUUACAAACUUUUGGGAGAAGUAUGCUUAUUUAUAUUCAAGAAAUGGUCUCUUAAUAAACAGCAGUGUAGCACACUGUGUAAGUUUCGAUGACACUCUUCUAGCUGUACGAGCUGCUCAUAUAACGUAUAUAGAAACCCUUAGCAUGUUAGCUAUUGAUCAAGAAGAAAUAACUCCCAUAGGUGGCGGAAUGCUCUGUUCUCCACAUUAUCGAAAGUGUUAUGCUACUUGCCGAGUGCCGGGUGAAACAAUUGAUUACUGGAAGAUUUAUGGAUUAUCACGUCAUAUAAUUGCAUUACACAAAGGAAGAAUUUUUAAAAUUACCGUGUUUGACGAAAAUGACCAAAUAUGCUCUAUAGAACGUCUUAGCGAGGUAUAUGAAGAAAUUCUGAACGACAACGUUGAAACAGAUGUUGCAGAAAGAUAUAUCCCAGCACUGACAACAGAUAAACGAGAUAGAUGGUGUAAAAAUCGCGAAAGAUUUUUUCUUCAGAACUCUGUUAACCAAGAAGCCUUGAGCGUGAUUGAAUCAGCAAUAUUUGUGAUAGAUCACCCAGAAGCCUUAGAUGCCUUUAUGAAAAGUAUGUUAACUGGCAAUGGUGCUAAUCGGUGGGCAGAUAAAACUCUUAACUAUACUAUUGGUACAAAUAUCACUCAUUCAAUUAUAAAUUCUUGGUUAUCAAAACGAUGCUACGACAAAUAUCAGGAGCAAAAAGACGAUGUAGAUUGCAAGUGUUUAAUAUUUAGAGAGUUUGGUAAGGGGCGAAUCAAAAAAGGCAAUGUUUCACCAGACGCUUUUAUGCAAAUGGCCAUUCAGCUUGCAUAUUAUAAGGACCAAGGCAAAUUUGCACUCACAUAUGAGUCAGCUUCAACCAGAUUUUAUGCGAAUGCUAGAACAGAAACGUUACGGUCUGUAACCAAAGAAUCAUGUGCUUUUGUGAGAGCAAUGAUGGAUCGGCAGUGUUCAGAUGAGGAAAGGCUACAGCUGUUAUUAAAAGCCUCAGUGGUUCACACGGAAAACAAUCGACUGUGUAUGAUUGGGAAAGGAAUUGACCGUCAUUUGUUUGUACUGUUUGUAUUUAGCAAAAUAUUCGGUUUUAAAAGUCUCUUCCUGGACUACUACAUAGGUCAACCGUGGACAUUAAGCACGAGUCAAGCUCCAAAAAUGACAACUCAUUUGGAUGAAGAUGCCGAUGCUGAAAGUUCAUGGUUAGGCGCUGCAUUUGGAGCAGUGGCUCACGAUGGUUAUGGUGUUUGCUAUCGUUUUGCAGGAAAUCAUUCAAUAUGCAUACAUACCACUUCAUAUCACUCAGCUCUAAAAACGGAUUCAAAACGUUUUAAAGAGCGUCUAGUCGAAACUCUUAAUGAAAUGAUUUUAUUGGUAGAAAAAAACUGA